Medioppia subpectinata is the source of this 741-nucleotide messenger RNA. NCBI's taxonomy places the organism in Eukaryota, Metazoa, Arthropoda, Arachnida, Sarcoptiformes, Oppiidae. The record is from the annotation of a GenBank genome assembly.
AUGAAAAUCCAGGAUCUGAUAAAAGACAACGAUCUGGAAAGAAAUCAGUACUGUAUAGAACUCACGGGAGAAAACAAAUCACACUUCAUUGGCAAAAUUGUUGGUCCACUCGACACUCCCUUUGAAAAAGGUGUCUUUAAGAUUGAUAUUACUAUUCCCGACAAAUACCCAUUAGAGCCGCCGGUCUGUAAGUUCGUGACCAAAGUAUGGCAUCCGAACAUCUCGUCACAGGCGGGAGUGAUAUGUGUAGACCUGUUGAAGGAUCAGUGGUCCGCCUGUACCACUAUAGAGGCUGUGCUCCGGUCGUUGCAGUCAUUCCUUCCGAGUCCAAACCCCGCGACCCCUCAGGACGCCGUCGUCGCCCAUCAGUACACAGACAACCGUCAACUGUACGACCGGACGGCCAGGUAUUGGACUUAUCAUUACGCCAUGGAUGACGAGACGCGCAAAACUGUCGACAAAAACCAAUUUAAAGAGUUUAAUGAGAAGAUCGGCAAAUUGAUGAGCGCGAAGAGCAUGGAUCACAACACUGCCCUCACUCUCCUCUCCAAUAAUCAUUGNAGGUAUUGGACUUAUCAUUACGCCAUGGAUGACGAGACGCGCAAAACUGUCGACAAAAACCAAUUUAAAGAGUUUAAUGAGAAGAUCGGCAAAUUGAUGAGCGCGAAGAGCAUGGAUCACAACACUGCCCUCACUCUCCUCUCCAAUAAUCAUUGGGAUCUGAAUCAAGCCCUCAAAUGA